Venturia canescens is the source of this 1377-nucleotide messenger RNA. RefSeq lists its product as uncharacterized. The record is from RefSeq and is a predicted model, not a curated record. The coding region runs from base 331 to 882 and encodes 183 amino acids. NCBI's taxonomy places the organism in Eukaryota, Metazoa, Arthropoda, Insecta, Hymenoptera, Ichneumonidae. The transcript is spliced from 3 exons.
UGUGAGGCAAAACAAAAAGUCGUUACUUUCUUUUUUCCGGGAAACAGAGAGCAUUCUGGCGCGCACUUUUUCCUACACGUGUCGCUAAAGAAUCAUUCAUAUGUACAGUUUAACUUCCUUCGUUAUUUAAAUAAAGUUUAAUUAUUACUCCCUCUGCUGGUAAUAUAAAAAUAAAUGUGUGGACAAGUUAUUUGGGAAUAACCCCUUCUUCCCACUUUAACCUCCAUAUGAAUUUGUGGAAAACAAGCGAAAAAAAAACAUUGCACUAUAAAAUGUCGAAAUAAAUUUCGCGAUAUUGUUAGCCAGGAAACAACUAAAAAAAGAUUCGAUAUGUGCGAGAAUUACAUAAACAACAAAAAAACUCCCCUGAGAAACAGCAAAUCAGCAAACAAACCCUUCCGUUCGCCUUUGACUACGGUUUUAACACCAAAGCACAGCAAAGAGAGUCCAAAUAAUUCCUCGAUUCAAUCUCCUUUAGAAAAAGAUGCAACACCAAAACGUUCGAUUAUUGGUCAGUGUCGUCAACCGAUCAAAAGACGACGAAUUGAUAAUUUAGUGAUAUGCCAUUUGCCAAAAUUGAAGACUGAUGAUGAAUUUUCUUCAGAUGCUCAAAUUGUUGAUUUAGAGAAGAGGAUAAGUACAAAAAAUAAGCAACGUGAUAACCUCAAACGAUCUUUACAAUACAUUGGACAGCACAAAACAGAAGAUCUGCUAAUGGAAAUUAAGAAAUGGAGAACAGCUACUAAGGAAGCUCUUUUAGAAUUCCAUAAAAACAUCAGAGAGAAAACAUUGGAGACCGUAUCAAUGAGACAGGUUCUCACGAUGCUUGGCAUCUCUGAGAAAAUAGUGGAAUUAACAGAAGAUGAAGAUGAUUCAACCUAGAAGAGAAAAACUUAUUUUUUUAAAUCAAUUGCUAUUCGCUCCAUUAAACAUAAUAUAUAAGCAACUAUGUUUUUUCAAGACCUGAGAAAAGAUAGCGGGUCGUUUGUACAACAAUAACGAUUUAUUUACCCACAAACGUUAUUACAAAGUUAAUAAACUUAUUUUUAAUACUAAUGCUCAGUAUUUAUGUGGUCUGAAGGGGUUAUUAGGAUCAAAUAUUUUUGGAUCUUUGGCGUACUUAACAUCCUUUUGGUAGUAUCCCAUUAAACCUGGAAAAAGCAAUUUCAUUUUUACAGUGUAUCAAAAUUCCUUUUUUUUUAAAUUAUUGUUUUGAAAAUGUUGAAACUAAAUCUAUGGUUAAAUUUAACAAUUUCAAAAAUGAAGAUAUGACAGGUUAAAGAAAAAAACGCUAUGAUUCAAUGAUACAAAUUUCAAAACUAUAUCUUUUUCAAAUCUAACAGUGUAUUGGAAGUAAAUAAAAGUAAUAUACCUGCA